UUGGUUUUCAAAGAUGAAAUUCAUACCUUCAGAGAACUCGAGUUGUACGCCGGUGAUAAGACAAGAGUCUACAUCGAUGCCAGGGUCAGACAGUUCCUCGACGAGACGAGCGGAGAAGGAGUGACUCACUGUCGGCGUUCUGUGCUUAAGUCAGCCUCUUCAUCAUGUCGUUCAGUGUUUGUGCAAGCUUCCUCCGUCGUCCUCCAGGCUCCUAAGUCAUGCUCGGCGAUUGUUGAUCUGCUGAUUGUGUUGGACACCUCAACACCUUCACAGAGUUUCUAUCAAGAGAAGCAAUUGGCCAUUGAUUUGCUCAAAGCUCUGCCUGCUAAUGUGUUUGAGAGGCGACUCGCAGUAUCCAUAAUAACAUUUGCGAGCAAUUCGACCGUAUUGCUGCCGCUUGGCCUCCAGCCAAAGGAGGAAAUCGUCUUCGAAUUGGAGCGUGUCGCUCACUCAACCGGUCCAGCCAGUCUUACCGGAGCCGCCGUCUCAACGAUUGCGGAGAUAAAGUCGCACCGCAGGAAAGGCUCUCGUGCUCUCGUCAUCAUCGUGUCAAACGGAAAUGGUGGCGAAGAGAGAUGGAAAAACGUUCUGGUAAAUCUGAAGCCUCUGCAUUUGAAGUACUUCCAAAAUCACCAGUCCCAAAACGAGAUGAAGUGCUGUAUUCAGCAAGUUUCAAGUCUCGAGGUCUUUUUCCAUGUUUGCCAGCAAAGGCGGAUAAUAGUUUACCCCGUACAUUUUGACUACCGAAGAGAAGUAGUCUUCUCUGGUCUUUUCUAG
This is a messenger RNA of Cooperia oncophora, 777 nucleotides long. The record is from the annotation of a GenBank genome assembly. Lineage: Eukaryota; Metazoa; Nematoda; Chromadorea; Rhabditida; Trichostrongylidae.